Molecule: messenger RNA, 4609 nt
Organism: Elaeis guineensis (African oil palm)
Lineage: Eukaryota; Viridiplantae; Streptophyta; Magnoliopsida; Arecales; Arecaceae
Source: RefSeq, a predicted model, not a curated record
GCCCCGCACCCCCGCAACCCCACCCCCAACCUCGCCCCUCCAAAGGGCCCCACCUCGUCGACCAAUUCCACCACUAAUUGCGUGAUAUCCCAAACCCCCUCUAAUUCCGCUAUUCCCGAUCACUUAAGUCGAGGGGAUAAACGUGGAAUAAAGGGAUUAGACGGGAUGCCUUAAGGCAACAACGAGAGGGUGGGAAUAGAGGAAACUUGGAGAGGAUCUGAUCUAAUAUUCCUAUUGCGCGGAAGGUCUUCCCGAAUUUUUUAAGCACCCCGUUUAGGAUGCCCCGCGGUUUCGUGGAUCUAACCUAAAUUUGGUUGGGGCCAGCGGGGUGAUUGAUGGGGUGUGGGUUGGACGGGGCCUUUAAUUAAGGAUGCCAGCGGAUCACCGGAACGGAUUUUUCUGUCAGGGGGUGUGAGAGAGUACGAGAGGGGGAGGAUAGAGAGGGGAAAAAAGGGGGAAAAAAGCGAGGGCCGGUGAGAGGGAUUGAGUUGGUAUUUGGUUUUUGAUUUUGGGUUUGGUUUUGGGGUAGAGAGAGAGAGAGAGAGAGAGAGGAGUCGAGCCGGAAGAGCGAGAGAUAUGGCCGUGAAGUCAAACCGCGGGAGCUGACGUAGAUCUCGCGGUCGGCGGCCGGCGGAGAUCGGGUCUCGGAUGGUAUUUCCCAUAGCCGGCGGCGGCGAGUGUCGGAGAUGGGCGGGGGCGGUUGGUAGAGAAGCCGGGGGCGGCGGCGACGGAGUAGGAGGAGUAAUAAAGGGGCUGCGGGGACGGCUGGUGGUGGUGGAGGAGGGGUUGGGGUCGAGGACGGGGGGGAGGAUGAGGAGGGGGAAGGGCAGGAACGGGCUGCUGCCCAACUCGCUGAGGAUCAUCUCCUCGUGCCUGAAGACGGUGUCGUCGAACGCCGGGUCGGUCGCGUCCACCGUCCGGUCGGCGGGGGCCUCCAUGGCGGCCUCGAUCGCCGUGCCCGCGGAGGAUGAGAAGGACCAGGUAACCCUGCUUUGGAGGAAACUUGUACAUCCAGUUUUGUGGGCUGGCUUUGACAAGCUUGAACUUGGUCCAUCUUCAUUCAAGCAUGUUCUACUUCUUGGGUAUUCGAAUGGAUUUCAAGUACUUGAUGUUGAGGAUGCCUCAAAUGUCUGUGAACUGGUCUCUAAGCGUGAUGGUCCAGUCACGUGUUUACAGAUUCAGCCAUUUCCUGCUAGGUCUGAGGGCAGUGAAGGAUUCAGAGCAUCACAACCUUUGCUAUUGGUUGUUGCUGGUGAUGAAACCAAUGGCUCAGGUAUGGUCCAAGGUGGUCGUCUGAGUGCUUUGAUCAGAGAGAGCACUGGCGAGCCUCAAUCAGGAAAUUCUGUCCCCACUCCCACAGUUGUUCGGUUCUACUCUCUAAAAUCUCACAAUUAUGUGCAUGUUUUGAGAUUUCGAUCUGCUGUAUAUAUUGUACGAUGCAGUCCUCGAAUUGUUGCUGUGGCUCUUGCUGCCCAGAUAUACUGCUUUGAUGCAGUUACUCUUGAGAAUAAGUUCAGCGUGCUGACUUAUCCAUUGCAAGGAGCAUCUGGGAUUAACAUUGGUUAUGGUCCGAUGGCUGUUGGUCCAAGGUGGUUAGCUUAUGCGUCCAAUAAUCCUCUGUUGUCAAACACAGGGCGCCUCAGUCCCCAAAACCUUACUCCCUCUCCAGGUGUUAGCCCAUCAUCCUCACCUAGCAGUGGGAACUUGGUUGCUCGCUAUGCAGUGGAGUCUAGUAAACAGUUGGCUGCUGGAAUACUCAACCUGGGGGAUAUGGGAUACAAAACAUUUUCAAGAUAUUGUCAAGAGCUGCUGCCUGAUGGUUCUAGUUCUCCCUUGUCAUCAAAUUCAAGGAGGGUGGGAAGACUUCCAUCAACAAUGCAUCAUAGUGAAGCUGAUAAUGCUGGAAUGGUUGUUGUCAAGGAUUUCAUUACAAAAGAAGUCAUUUCACAAUUCAGGGCUCAUACCAGUCCUAUAUCUGCUUUGUGUUUUGAUCCUAGUGGUACCCUUCUCGUUACAGCUUCUGUACAUGGGCAUAAUAUAAAUGUCUUCCGGAUUAUGCCAGCCUGCAGACCUAAUGCUUCUGGCUCUGGGCAUUAUGAUUGGACUUUGUCGCAUGUUCAUCUAUACAAGCUGUAUCGUGGACUUACGACUGCUGUCAUACAGGACAUCUGUUUUAGUCAUUAUAGUCAGUGGAUAGCGAUUGUUUCAUCCAGAGGAACCUGCCAUAUAUUUGUGUUAUCUCCAUUUGGUGGCGAUGCUAGUCUUCAACUGCAAAAUCCUCAUAGUGAUGGGCCAAUCCUUACGCCUCAUCUCACAUUGCCAUGGUGGUCAACGUCGUUGUGCACCACGGAUCAACAAUUUCAUCCACCUCCACCUCCACCUCCACCUCCUGUCACACUUUCUGUAGUUAGUAGGAUAAAAAAUGGUAGUUCUGGUUGGCUAAAUACAGUUAGCAAUGUUGCAGCAUCUGCAUCUGGAAAGAUAUCCAUACCAUCAGGUGCUAUUGCUGCUGUCUUCCACAAUUCUGUACACCAUGAUAGUCUACCAAUUACCUCAAAGGCCAAUUCCCUGGAGCAUCUUUUGGUUUACUCUCCAUCUGGUCAUGUGAUUCAACAUGAACUUCUGCCAUCUUCUGCAGAGUCAUUUGUUGGCAGUUCAAGAGUUGGAUCGGGUUCUCUUUUGCAACUUCAAGAUGAGGAGUUACAUGUAAAUGCUGAACCAGUUCAAUGGUGGGAUGUCUGCAGAAGAUCUAAUUGGCCUGAAAGAGAGGAAAACAUCCUUAGAAUUGUCUUCAACAACCACCAGAAUGCUGAGACCAUCAUGGAUACUUCUGAUUGUGAAGAUGAAGAAACUUUAUGUUCUAUGUCAUCGGCCAAUAGUAUAGCUGGUAAAGAGUCAGUAAAGAGUCAUGAAAGACCCAACUGGUACCUUUCUAAUGCUGAGGUUCAGAUUAGCUGUGGGAGCAUUCCAAUAUGGCAGACAUCUAAGGUUUGUUUUUAUGUGAUGGAUCCAUCAAGAGCUAGUGGAAGAUCUUUCGAAGAUGGUACUAGUGGAGAGGUUGAGAUUGAAAAGUUAGCCAUUCAUGAGGUCGAAAUAAGGAGAAAGGAUUUACUGCCUGUUUUUGAGCAAUUUCACUAUUCCCAAUCAGAUUGGAGUGAUAGGGGUCUUGCUGGAGGAAGAAGUGAAACUUCAUUGUCAGAGACCGACCAAGAUAGGGAUAAGUUAACCAAUGGCACCAUUGUUAGUCGCUCUAAGCCUUCAUCGAUUGCAUAUGGAUCAGAUAUUGGGUCAAGAACCACAGAAAAUUUGAUUGAUUUGGAUGGACACUGUAUGGCAGGGUCUUCUGAACCUGGUAUCUUGCAUUCGUUGGAGAAUGUUAUUCCUCCUGAGUCUACUCAGAGUUCAACUUCAAUGGUUCAUUGUGAGGUAGAUGAAAGUGUGGGUUCCAUGUCCGUAUCAUCCCAAAUUUGGCAGAUACCAAGAAAGUUAGUUGAUAAAGAUUGUACAUCAUUUAAUUCUAAAUGCUCGAAUGGCUAUUCUCUUAUGGAUGGCUCUAUUGUAAAUGGCUUAUCCACUACAGUAAGUAGCUUGUCAUGUGCUGGGAGACCAGUUAUUGGUGACAGUCGGUCUUCAAACACUGCUUUGACCAAUCAAUUCUCAAACGCUUGCAUUACCAACAUCCACUCUGAACAGUCAGAAACUUCCAGUUCGCAUAAUUCAUUAGAGUUUACCCAAUUUUUCCAUGAAGGCUAUUGUAAAGUAUCAGAGCUCGAUGACUGCUGUGAGUUAACUGGAGCUGUUACAGAUGCAGACAGCAGCAGCAACCACUGCGAGAGAGAAAAGCCCGAAGAAGAUGGGGACAAUAAUGAUGAUAUGCUGGGAGGUGUAUUUGCCUUUAGCGAGGAAGGUUGAAUGCCACAUGGGCCAUUUCCCUAUAUACAGAUGGAUGAAAUCCAUGGUGGCUUUAGAGUAGGAAUGUUUCAUUCGGAAUAGAUGCUUUGUGGGGAGAAUCCACUUGAAUCCUAUGGUACAUACUAAAAGGUACUGCAUUGUAGGUAUAUGAAUAUCAGUUGUCUUUCAGUUCUAUCCUCAGCAUUUGAAUCACGUUGUCAUGUAUGAUCCAAGGGCUACUGGAUGAACGCACAGUUCAGAGAAGUGGGUGACAUGCAAAUUGAAAGUCAUCUGAAUCAUCUCUCUUUUCCACUCUUUUGUACAUUCUGUAGAUUUGAAUUUUAAGUCAUGAAGUAGUCCUUGGACGUGGAAAAGUUUGGCACUUUUGGUUCAUUUCCCUGCCUACGAGAUGAAUUCUCAUAUUUAGCUGUACAGAAGUGACUAAUGUUUAAAUGGCUUUCGAGGUUCAUUCAUAGUGUAUAUUUCCUGUAGUUGGUGAAGGUGACGUUAGUCUUGUAUUGUCUUGUAUAUUGAUCAUCUAGCUUUUGUUGCUUUCAUCAAAAUACUGUAUCUUGUCUCAUUUUGUUAAUGGAGAUAAUGUAUCCAAGUAUUCUUUAUCUCCAAAAGGGCCUUCUGCCUUCAAUUGCAUUGAGAUCGCGUCUUCAGUACUGAUCUAAUAUAAUGAAGAAGAAGAAGAAGAAAAGGCUUAUAUUUUUCA